CUAAAGAGCUAACGCUAAGUGCUCAGAGCUCAAACUUUUGAUCGGAGACAAAAACCUGAGGCAACCCGACACAAGAAUCCAUCAUGAAUGUAGUAGAUCACGUACGGGACAUGGCAGCCGCCGGCCUUCACUCCAACGUCCGGAUAGUUAGCAGUUUGUUGCUGACGAUGAGCAAUAAUAAUCCAGAGCUUUUUUCACCAGCACAGAAGUACCAGCUGCUGGUUUACCACGCUGACGCCAUCUUCCACGAUAAGGAAUACCGUAACGCCGCCUGCAAGUACAGCAUGGCUCUGCAGCAGAAGAAGGUGCUCAGCAAAACCUCCAAAGUCCGGACGUCCACCGGAGGAGCUGCAGCCAACAUCCAAGCACAGAGUUUGCCUUCAGAGAUCGAGGUGAAGUACAAGAUAGCCGAGUGUUACACCAUCCUGAAGCUGGACAAGGACGCGAUCGCCGUGCUGGACGGAAUUCCCUCCAGACAAAGAACUCCAAAGAUCAACAUGAUGCUGGCGAACCUGUACAGGAAGGCGGGUCAGGAGCGAUCGGCUGUGACCAGCUACAAGGAGGUGCUCAGACAGUGUCCGCUCGCUCUGGACGCCAUCAUCGGCCUGCUGUCCCUGUCGGUCAAAGGAGCCGAGGUGGCGUCCAUGACGAUGGACGUGAUCCAGAGCAUCCCCAACCUGGACUGGCUGUCGGUGUGGAUCAAGGCGUACGCCUUCAUCCACGCAGGAGACAACCAGAGAGCCAUCAACACCAUCUGCUCCCUGGAGAAGAAGUCUCUCCUGCGGGACAACGUGGACCUCCUGGUGAGCCUGGCUGACGUUUACUUCCGGGCAGGUGACACCAAAAACGCCAUCCUGAAGUUCGAACAAGCCCAGAUGUUGGACCCGUACCUCAUUAAAGGAAUGGACGUGUACGGCUACCUGAUGGCCCGCGAGGGCCACCUGGAGGACGUGGAAGUCCUGGGAGGGCGGUUGUUCAAUAUAUCCGACCAGCACGCAGAGCCCUGGGUGAUCUCUGGGUGUCACAGCUUUUACAGCAAGCGCUACUCCAGAGCGCUCUAUCUGGGCGCCAAGGCCAUCCAGCUGAACAGCAACAGCGUGCAGGCGCUGCUCCUGAAGGGGGCGGCGCUGAGGAACAUGGGCCGCGUGCAGGAGGCCAUCAUCCACUUCAGAGAGGCCAUGCGGCUGGCGCCCUGCCGGCUGGACUGCUACGAAGGCCUCAUCGACUGCUACCUGGCGUCCAACGGGAUCCGGGAGGCGAUGGGCAUGGCCAACAACAUCUACAAGACGCUGGGGGCCAACGCGCAGACGCUGACCAUCCUGGCCACGGUGUGCCUGGAGGACCCGGUGACGCAGGAGAAGGCCAAGACGCUGCUGGACAAAGCGCUGGCUCAGAGGCCCGACUACACCAAGGCCGUGGUGAAGAAGGCUGAGCUGCUCAGUCGGGAGCAGAAAUACGAAGAAGGGAUCGCUCUCCUGCGGAACGCCCUGGCCAAUCAGAGUGACUGCGUGCUGCACAGGAUGCUGGGAGAUUUCCUGGUGGCGGUCAACGACUACCAGGAAGCCAUGGACCAGUACAGCAUAGCGCUAAGCCUGGAUCCCAACGACCAGAAGUCCCUGGAAGGCAUGCAGAAGAUGGAGAAGGAGGAGAGUCCCACGGACGCCACGGUGGAGCUGGACGGGGACGACAUGGAGGGCAGCGGCGAGGACGGAGACCUGGAGGGCAGCGACAGCGAGGCGGCCCAGUGGGCCGACCAGGAGCAGUGGUUCGGGAUGCAGUGACCCCCGGGGUCGGGGAGGGGGCGGCGCCGAGAGGUCGCCUGACCUCGGGACUGUGACGGAAGCUUCCUCCUCGCCCGGCUCUCCAGCAGACUGUUGAAACUGCGGCGGCGCGGCGUCGUCUUAACCUGCAGUGUUUCUAAACGGAUCUGGUUCCUCAGGUCCGUCGUGUAUUUUCUUGUGACUUUGCCUUUGUGUAUCAUAAAUAACCUCGAUGUUCCGUCACUCUUACUUCGGGACACUUUGCCGUUUCAAGAUUUGUAGUAUUUUGUACAUAGAUUUUAAAAAUGUAUAAUAAAUUUAUUGAACCCUCUGAA
Molecule: messenger RNA, 2095 nt
Organism: Salarias fasciatus (jewelled blenny)
Lineage: Eukaryota; Metazoa; Chordata; Actinopteri; Blenniiformes; Blenniidae
Gene: anapc7
Product: anaphase promoting complex subunit 7
Exons: 11
Coding region: 84-1781 (565 amino acids)
Biological process (GO): cell division; protein ubiquitination; positive regulation of mitotic metaphase/anaphase transition
Cellular component (GO): anaphase-promoting complex
Molecular function (GO): protein binding
Source: RefSeq, a predicted model, not a curated record